AUGGGGAUGAAAGCUCCGAUGACAGCAUGGGGGCAACCUGAUGGACAUGGAGACACACCUGACACCAUCCCUGAGCCACUCUGGUGUGGUGUUCCCAUGGAGGAAGUUGCCAGGUGUACUCUACACGAUAUGAAGCCUAGGAAGUGUGUUGCUUUUGAAGGUGCUAACACUGGGAGGAGGUUCUAUGGAUGCCCUGUUCAGAACUGCCUCAUCAAGUUGUGGGAAAUGUUCCAUGAGCAAAACCUUGGAAGGAUUCAAGACAAGCAUGCAUAUGAGGAUGAGGUUGCCAAGUUGAAGAAGGACUAUGAUCAUCUGUGCACUGAGUAUCAUAAAAUGGUUGAUGAUGUUAGCAAGAUGUUUGACUGGCAGGAUGGUGUUGGCAAGAUUGACUACCAGAAAGCAAUGGAUGCUGAGAAAUUUGAGAAGCAGAAGGAAGAGCUAGAGCUGGAGAUGAAGAUGGAGAAGCUAAGGCUAGCAAAAGAACAGAGGUGUAUCCUUCAGGCCCAGGCAGACAUAAUUCACAACACCAGGAAGGCAAUGAAAGAGAUAAAGGUGGACAGGGAUCUUCUUGCACAAGAGAAGACAGAGCUUGAGAAAGUAGUUGCUGAUCUACUGAAUGCUGGCCAUGGGAGCAAGGAAAAGCUUGAGAAAAUCAAGGCCAUACUGGAGGCUUGA
Aegilops tauschii subsp. strangulata is the source of this 675-nucleotide messenger RNA. The record is from RefSeq and is a predicted model, not a curated record. NCBI's taxonomy places the organism in Eukaryota, Viridiplantae, Streptophyta, Magnoliopsida, Poales, Poaceae.